AACUCCAACUUCCUUUAGUCUGCGAACGCGUAUUUGUAACAGCACGGGCUUGUUUCGAUGGGGAUUUAAAGAGCACACUUUGUAAAAAUGCGUAUUGAAAAGUGCUAUUUUUGUUCCGGCCCAAUUUAUCCCGGCCAUGGGAUGAUGUUCGUUCGCAACGAUUGUAAGAUAUUCAGAUUUUGCAAAUCAAAAUGUCACAAGAACUUUAAGAAGAAGCGCAAUCCAAGAAAGGUCAGAUGGACAAAGGCUUUCCGUAAAUCAGCAGGCAAAGAAUUAACAGUAGAUAAUUCACUCGAAUUUGAGAAACGCAGAAAUGUGCCUGUCAAAUACCAGAGGGAAUUGUGGAACAAGACAGUAAUUGCAAUGAAGAAAGUUGAAGAAAUCAAGCGGAAGCGACAAGCUAGGUUCAUUAUGAACAGGCUAAAGAAAGGAAAGCAGCUGGAGAAAGAAGAGGACAUCAUAGAAGUCAAAAAGAACAUUCAUCUUAUCAGGGCUCCACAUGCAGGAAAAGCAAAGCAGCUGGAAGACAAAAUGGUGCAGAAGUUGCAAGAAGAUGUGGAUAUGGGAGAAGAAUCUUAGCCCUGGAAGCAUUUUACACUUUUUUGGAGGAUUUCGUUAUUGUAAGGAUUGUGGUACAGAAUUUCAUAGUUGUCAUUUAUUUGUGGAACUUCUUUUUCAGAGAACCAUUAUUUACUAGAUUAGUUUGCAACAUUCCUUUUCAUUUGUUUAAAUGGAAAAGUACCCUUUCUAACGUGAUUUGGAGUGGUCUUGCAAUCUAUAUCAAUAAACACAUUUAUAUUUUAA
Molecule: messenger RNA, 804 nt
Organism: Erpetoichthys calabaricus (reedfish)
Lineage: Eukaryota; Metazoa; Chordata; Cladistia; Polypteriformes; Polypteridae
Gene: rsl24d1
Product: ribosomal L24 domain containing 1
Exons: 6
Coding region: 88-579 (163 amino acids)
Biological process (GO): translation; ribosomal large subunit biogenesis
Cellular component (GO): nucleolus; ribosome
Molecular function (GO): structural constituent of ribosome
Source: RefSeq, a predicted model, not a curated record